ACCCCGUUCCAGCCUGGGUGACAGAGCAGACGCUGUCUCAGAAGAAAAGCAAAUAGAAAAAAAGUUUCCGUCUUGCAUAAUCUUCAUCUCUGGAUUUUGGCCUCUGUGGCUGGUUUUGGCCUUUGUCUCUCAAAUGUCAGGCUCCCAUGACAGACAGGUGCUGCACAGCUGUGGCUUCUGGGGACUGGAGGCCGGGGUGCUGCCUGGCAUCCUCAGGCAGGCAUGGGGCCUGUGGUUUGCUCUCAGGUGCUCAUUCCCUUCUGUGCCUGAGCGUUUUUCCUCUGGGCUGGUCACUUUCCUGGAGAUGCCCCUUCUCCAACCCUCAUCUGCCAGGGUCCGGGCGACCCUGAAAGGUGCCGGGAUCUGAACAUUCCUGAGCCUUGUGGGACUUCACAGUACAGCCUGGCUCAGGCCAGGCACCCUCGGGGGCCUGGGGGGCCCUGAUUCGGUUGUCACUCAUCCUUGUGCUUUUCAGCUUCCAAACUCCUGCUGCUGCCAAGACGUGCCCUGCUCUCCCUGUCCUUAGAAGGCCACGCCAGUUCCAUCCUUGGCCACCGGCUGGGGCCAGGGGCUUGGGCAUCAGUCUUUCGCCUUUGGUUCUGCCUGUCUUGUCCUUUUUAAAAUGGAUAUGUGUUUAACAUACGUGAGAAAGUUCUCUGUAUCUAGCGUUUUAAAAACCCACACCAAUGCCUUGUUUCCUCAUGCGUGCUUGAACUCCAUGGCACUGCCCUGGCUGGUGCACACGCGCAGGGCUCUGCUUAGUGAAGUUGGGUGUGGCUUGCACCCCUGACGCAUCGCGGCCCAGUGCUAGGAGUCCUGCUGAAAUGCCCGCCGUGUCUAUUUUGUGUCUCUGGAGACAAUCUCUGCCUAGGGGUUAGGAGUCAAGGAGGGGAAGCCCUUUAAAGGGGAAGGAAGGAAGUUCAUAGUUGUCCCCUUCCUUCGGUUCAUCUGGAGGCAGAGCCAUCUGGAAUGCCAAUGCCCUCACCUGCCCACAGGCUGCCGCCUGGCCCCAACCCCUGUUCCUCUGCUGCCGCUUGCCCCCAGCUUCUGCCAGCCACCGGACUCAGCAAGUCCUGAGCACGCGCAGAUGCUGGACGAGAACCACCACCUGAUCCAGUGCAUCCUGGAGUACCAGAGCAAGGGCAAGACAGCCGAGUGCACGCAGUACCAGCAGAUCCUGCACCGGAACCUGGUGUACCUGGCCACGAUCGCGGACUCCAACCAAAACAUGCAGUCCCUGCUUCCCGCCCCGCCCACGCAGAACAUGAACCUGGGCCCCGGAGCCCUGAGUCAGAGCGGCUCCAGCCAGGGCCUGCACUCCCAGGGCAGCCUGAGUGACGCCAUCAGCACGGGCCUGCCACCCUCCUCCCUCCUGCAGGGCCAGAUCGGCAACGGGCCGAGCCAUGUGUCCAUGCAGCAGACGGCGCCAAACACGCUGCCCACCACCUCCAUGAGUGUCUCAGGGUCCGGCUACAGCCACGCAGGGCCCGCGUCGCAGGGUGUCCCCAUGCAGGGGCAAGGCGCCAUUGGCAACUAUGUGUCUCGGACCAACAUCAGCAUGCAGUCCAAUCCAGUCUCCAUGAUGCAGCAGCAGGCGGCCACAUCACACUACAGCUCCACGCAGGGUGGCAGCCAGCACUACCAGGGCCAGUCGUCCAUCGCCAUGAUGGGCCAGGGCAGCCAGGGGAGCAGCAUGAUGGGGCAGCGGCCCAUGGCGCCCUACCGGCCCUCCCAGCAAGGCUCCUCCCAGCAGUACCUGGGCCAGGAGGAGUAUUACGGCGAGCAGUACAGUCACAGCCAGAGUGCCGCGGAGCCCAUGGGCCAGCAGUACUACCCCGACGGCCACGGCGAUUACGCCUACCAGCAGUCAUCAUACACAGAGCAGAGCUACGACCGGUCGUUUGAGGAGUCCACGCAGCACUACUACGAGGGAGGAAACUCUCAGUACAGCCAGCAGCAGGCCGGGUACCAGCAGGGUGCCGCGCAGCAGCAGGCCUAUUCCCAGCAGCAGUACCCCAGCCAGCAGAGCUACCCCGGGCAGCAGCAGGGCUACGGGCCUGCCCAGGGAGCACCCUCGCAGUACCCCGGCUACCAGCAAGGCCAAGGCCAGCAGUACGGAAGCUACAGAGCACCGCAGACGGCGCCCUCUGCCCAGCAGCAGCGGCCCUAUGGCUAUGAGCAGGGCCAGUAUGGAAAUUACCAGCAGUAAGGGACACAUGGCUGGAGCCCUUGUGGUAGCGUGUUCAUCCAGGGGCCGGAUGGGCUGGCGGCAGCUCUGGUGAAUUGUGACAUGUUGGUUACCCUUUCACCCAGUGCCACGUCUGCAUGUGAAACGUGCUCAUUUCAUGCUGGGUAUGACGCCGAGCGCGCACCGCUGGCGCGAGACGGCGCUUGGCAGUGUGAUACUUUUGGUGCUGUGUAUAGUAUUGUAUGUCGGUACAUGGAGAGGUAUCCUUUUUUUGUCCCCCUGCCCCCUUCUCAAUGUUUCUAGCUACUUUGGGGGUCAUUUUGUCAUCAGAGCAUUUCUGUGUCCAGGGAUGGGACGGAUCUCAAAGACACCGUAGUCCACCUGUUCCGAUCAACAGACCUUAGGUCUCAUUUCUCUCAUACAGUUGCUGUAACGUGGGUUGUCAAUUUUCUUUAACUGGCUACACCACAGCUAGAUACACAUGCAGCCCCUGGAGAGCAGCCUCUUCCUGUGCCUCGAUGGGUGGGUGGGAGGGUGUCUUCUGUGUGUUGGGUCAGUUUCUGUCAUGUAACAAAAAGAAGAAACAUCUCCCUCGGGAGAAGCCACAGAUGGCCACUUCCAGAGCUUGCUCAUGGCCUGUCUCUCACCAAUUCCGUUUAUCCAAAAAGGUACAUGUUCUUGUAUUAAAAAGUAAACAGGAAUCAAUGACUGUAUUCCAAAUAAACAUGAAUCCCUAAGGGUCCUGGGCGUCGCCUGACCCGGGGCGCGCAGCGUUGCUGAAGGAAAGAGGGGCAGCUCUCUGGGAAGUGGGCCGUCAAGAGAUUACUCUGGCUUUGACCCUUGUUUAGCUGAUGGUCAUUUCUGGGAUUGGAAUAUUUAAUACGCCCAAUGGUAAAUUGAUAGAUAAUUUAAAAUAUUGACACCAGAUUUUCCAAACAGUUGGCAAGUUGUUUAUUUUAUAUUAUUUCUUCCAGGACCUACUUGCUCAGAUCUCCAAGCAAGCAUUUCUUUUAUUUUAGGGAUGUCUGAAAGUCACAUCCAUUAACUUUACUGUGUUCUUUCUAAUGAAAAAUAAAGGUUUUAUAUAGUGAAACAAGUAAUUUUUACAUUUCUAGGAUAUUAAAUCCCAUUUCAAUUCUGUGUAAACAUCAAAGACAGCACACUUGGAAAAGUAUGGUCAAAGGAGAAAAAUCCUACGCUGCCAUUGAUAACUCGCAUGGACAUUUGAUCAACCUUUACUCGGAAUAAUACUCACAUUUGCUAUGAAUCCUUUUAAAAAAAAUCUUUGGAUAAAUGCUGGUGAAUUUCCAAGAACUACCAAGAAAAUACAAAAGAUAUCCAGUGCUUGAUAUAUGAGGCCUACUAAUAAUGACGUUUCUCUUUAAUUGAUGUUUCGUUUUAGUUAAAAGUAGUUCUUCAUCCAGAGUUAAGUGCUUUAGAAUUUACAAGGCACAUACGUGUUUUGCUUGAAUUAAUCCUGACAGCCCGCGUGAGGAAAUUUUUUUAGAGAUGAAGAACUGAGGCACAGAUUAAAGGACUUGGCUGUGCUGAGUGCCAGUUCUGUUGUAGGACAUUCUUCCCUCGUCCCUGAGACAGGUCUCACAGAAUUGGGGAUAGCAGUGUUUCUUUUGUAGGCAUAAGGGCUUUUUAAACCCUUAACACUGGUAAGGGCUUAAAAGUAAAUGUGUAUGUUCAUAUGACUGAAGAGAGUUCUUAAUUGCUAAUUGACAGAAGUAUUCGCAAUUUCAGUUAGGGAGUCUUCUCCCUUGAUUUUGUUCUUUUCAUGUCAAUUUUCAUAGAACUAAUUUGCAAACUCAAUCGGGGACUAAAAUUUCCCACUGAAAAUGUUAAACAUUUUAGGUAACUGUGAAAAUAGUUUAUUUUUAUUCCUUGCCAAUCUGGGAAUAUGCCUUUUGUGUGUGUGUGUGUAUGCGUUUUUUAAGUGCUGUAUUAAUAAUACUUUCUGAAAGGACACUUAUCCCAAAAUUUCAAUCUGAAAUGUCUUACAUUAAGAAUAUCUUGAAUGUUGUGUAUAUAUUUUAAAAAGCACUUUGCAAAAUAAGUUUGUACAUUUAUUUCCUAAUUUAUACAUGAUUUUUGGUGUUAAUAUAUUUAAUGAUUAAUAACAGAAUGUUUAUUUAAUGUGUUGUCCAUUUUCAUGUAAUAUUGUGGGGGAAAGUGAUGCCAGCAAUUCCUUUUCAUUAACUUAUUAUAUCUUCCGUCAUGUGAAUGUUGGGAAAAGCUUAGGCUAACAUGAGUUGUUCGUGAAGUGUGGUUGAUGGUGCUUUGUUUUUUUCUGACUACUUCUGUGGAAGGCCAGUAAAGCAGCAAAGGAAGACGUGAAAAUUGAUGCUCAUUCUUCUUCCUAUUGUUCCCUGGCAUCCAGCAAAUUGUUGAUUUGAAAAAUGAUGGUCACAAUUUUCAGAAGUGCUGACAAAUGUCAGAUUGGUACGCAAAAGCUCAUCACCCACUAGGGUUUGUUGUUGAAUCAACAGUACUUAGCAUGUUAAAACUGUACAUCAGAACUCAGGCCCAGAGUCUUUAUCAAUGGGAUUAAGGCGGACACAUCUCCUAAGAUAUGAAAAGAAACCUUAAUAUGCUCAUCUGGUUGGAGUCUACGUGAAGCUCUGAUUUUGUCAGGGUUUUUCUACUUAUAGGGGGCACCCCUUCAACACUGUACAGAGUGGAAGACUUUUCCAUUUCCAUUAAAAAAUGUUUAGCCACUUCAUUUCUAUUUAUUGAACAAGUCAAAUUUGUCUGGUUUGUGAGUACAGUACGUUUGAAAAACAUCCUGGAUAUCGGUUAAUUUUUUUUCGGUCGGAGUUUGACGUAUAAAUUGUUUAUGGUUUUGGUGUAAUCUCUUAAUAAACUGGUUCUUCAAAAAU
This is a messenger RNA of Cebus imitator (Panamanian white-faced capuchin), 5073 nucleotides long. RefSeq names its product SS18L1 subunit of BAF chromatin remodeling complex (gene SS18L1). Gene Ontology annotation, cellular component: nucleus. Gene Ontology annotation, biological process: positive regulation of transcription by RNA polymerase II; positive regulation of dendrite morphogenesis. The transcript is spliced from 12 exons. Bases 1088 to 2209 code for a protein of 373 amino acids. NCBI's taxonomy places the organism in Eukaryota, Metazoa, Chordata, Mammalia, Primates, Cebidae. Gene Ontology annotation, molecular function: transcription coactivator activity. The record is from RefSeq and is a predicted model, not a curated record.